Molecule: messenger RNA, 795 nt
Organism: Leptosia nina
Lineage: Eukaryota; Metazoa; Arthropoda; Insecta; Lepidoptera; Pieridae
Source: the annotation of a GenBank genome assembly
AUGGCUCGCAAUAAAAACGUUCCGCGAAUGUUAUGUCGGUUGGUCGUCUUCAGUAUGUGUGUAUUUAUAACGGAAUGUCGAAGGACUAAAAGAGUAAUUGGUGGUGAUGAGGUCGCUUGCGUUCUUAGCUUCUCAAAAGGUACACAAAUCCGGGUGGCAUCGCUAAGAAAUUCAUCAAAUUCUCAACAUUUAUGCGGAGCAACAAUAUUAACAUAUAAUAACGCCCUCACCGCAGCGCACUGCGUUAAUAAUGAGCCUGAAGAUUAUUAUUUACAGUUAAACAAUUAUUGCAAUGAAGGGAAUCAUGUGCCAAAAGCCACUAUUAUAAACGUCGUUAAACACGAUCAAUACAAAAUAUUAUCUCAUGUGCACGACAUCGCCGUCUUGCGUAUAAAACUCAACUUCAUAGGCGAAAUUUUCGACGGCUCAAUAAUACCCAGUACUUCGUUCGGCGUAUCAGGUAAGUGCACAAUAUACGGAUACGGGAACAGAGACGCGCUGAACAAAGGCACAACGGAAAGUUUGCACUCGGCAGAAGUGAAACUUAUUUCAUUAGAUGAAUGUACAACUUCUCUUGGACCGUACGUAGCUCCCAAGGCUGAUAGUGGAAUGAUUUGCGCUAUCGGAGACGGCGUUGAUGCUUGUCAGGGCGACUCCGGUGGACCACUAAUAUGCAAUGGAUAUAUUCAGGGAUUAAGCAGUUACGGGCUUGGAUGCAAUGUACCAAAAAUGCCUGGAGUAUACACCAGCGUUGGCGCCCAUUUGAAGUGGUUGAAGACAAUUUGUGACAUUUAA